CCAUCAAAAAACAAAGAAAAGAAGUUUGACAGAUACAAAGAAAUGUUCGAUCAUGUCGGACGGUUUUUAGAUGAGUAACAAACAAAAUUCUACGUGACCUGUGGAUGGCAACGGAAUGAGGACGGAGUGAGGCUGAUGAGCCUCAACGGCGGCAUGGAGGCCGAAGGAGACGAGGAGAAGAAGAAGAAGAUCAACGAGGAUGUCAUAGUCUUCCUCAGGAAGCGCAGCGAGACCAACGCGCCCAAGUAUGCCGCCCGGUUGAAGACCUACGUCGACCUCCAACAUAAGAGGCGUCGAGCGGCCGCAGCCAGGCGCCACUCCGAGCAGAUGCUCAGAAGAACUACGUCUUCUAGAAAACGGAAUGACAUGGAAACGAACAAGACCGGCGAGGUGACAGACCACCGCGGAGGGGACGAAGACGAAACUCGCGUGGGGAAGCGUCGCGGGGACAAGAAUAUGAACAGUCGGUCGUUUUCUCGUUCGCGGUCUGGGGAGCCGUCAGAUAGGUGCGGGCGUAGACGUAGGAAACGCCGUAGAAGCUGCGGGAGGCGUAGGAAGAAGCGCCGCCGCCGCCGUAGCUGCGGUAGGCGUCGCCGCCGCCGCCGCAAACGCAGCUGCAGCCGCCGCCGUCGCCGCCGAAGCUGUCGCCGCCGCCGGAAGAAGCGUCGUCGUCGUCGUUGCUAAAUUCACCUACCUCAAUGUUCUUUGUAUUGUGAUUGUAUUUUAUUCGAUUGGGAGGUUCCAAAUUUAGGGUAAAGGAUU
This is a messenger RNA of Ostrinia furnacalis (Asian corn borer), 762 nucleotides long. RefSeq names its product arginine/serine-rich coiled-coil protein 2-like. Lineage: Eukaryota; Metazoa; Arthropoda; Insecta; Lepidoptera; Crambidae. Bases 136 to 684 code for a protein of 182 amino acids. The record is from RefSeq and is a predicted model, not a curated record. The transcript has a single exon.